AUGGCAAUAAAAAUUAUUUUAGUUCCAAUUUUGGUGAUUUUUUUAAGUUUUGGCAACAUCGAAAGUGCUAAAGUUGAUCCUGACAUUUGUAAUGGAAUUAAUUUUGGAUUUUUAUCACAUCCAGAUCCAGUACGAUGCACAGAAUACAUAAUUUGCUUUAAUGAGGAACCUUACUUCUUCACCUGUGCAUAUCCAGAUCAAAUUUUCUUUCUACCAUACACUUAUUGUGUUAAAGGUGACCCAAUUACAUGCGAGGUUCUUGUAAAUGUAACAACAUUGAGUCCACCAAUAACCACGACAAGCACAACAACUUCAACAACAACUUUGAGCACAACAACGUCAACAACAACCGAGAGUCCCAUUGACACAACAACGGAAAGGACACUCCCUGAUGACUUUUGUAUAGGAAUUAAUUUUGGUGUCUUUACACAUCCACACAAUUGUACAAAGUUCGUUGUCUGUACGUUUGAAACUCCGAUGAUAUCUGCUUGUCAAAAUCCUUACAUGAUCUUCUUCAAUGGCUCGUGUGUGCCUGGUGAUCCAGCAACAUGUGAAGCUUUCAGUCGAACUACUUUGAGUUCUGAUACAACCAUUGUAAACGUCCCACCAACAACAACCACAGAAAGACUCACUACAACUGUGACAAUUCCAACUACGAGGUCACCAAUUCCUAGUAUUCCAACUCCACCAGUUACACCAUUAUCGACAACAACUGUAGCACAAGCAAUAAAACAACCACCUAAAAUAGUAAAUUAA
This is a messenger RNA of Chironomus riparius, 756 nucleotides long. The record is from the annotation of a GenBank genome assembly. Lineage: Eukaryota; Metazoa; Arthropoda; Insecta; Diptera; Chironomidae.